AUGGAACUGGAGGUUAUGAUAAAUAUGGGUACUAUGCGGGCGUUUAUUGAGAAAUACCUGAUAGACUCCCAAAAUGCCAACCAAAUGCUACUGGAGAUUGAGUCCCGGGGCGGGGAUAUAAUUGCACUGAAAACAGAUAUGACUGAAAUUCGCAAUUUGUACCUGAGUGUGGACCUACCCUACCGGGUGCUCUCAAUGCGCAAACGGAAUGGAAAGGCAUCUAUCAAAUCUAUCAAAGAGAUUUGUUUGGGCAUACAUUUCAAAGCACAUUCAGGGAACAAUCGACACGAUAGACUCCCGGAAUUAAUAGCUAUAAUAGCCGCCGAUGGCAGACAAACAGAGGUCACUUCAGUGGAUGAUAUCUCCAGGGAUAACCCAUUGAAAGAGUUUCAGCAGGAAGUGGAUAUAAUUAUUGGUGAUAUUGAGUCCAUUGAAUCAAUGGUAAAAAAAGUGGCCACAAUUCAUGGAAAGAUAUUAAAUUCACGACAAAACUGCGAUGAUCUCAGACAAGAUUUAGAGAAUCUAAUGGCAGACAUUACAAGGACUGCGAGAAAUGUCAAUCAAAAGCUGAAAGAUAAUGCGAGAAAUACAGAGGUUUUAGAGGGGAAGUCAUUGUCGUGGAUGAGCGCAGACAUACGAAUACGAAAAACACAACAUAACAUGCUGUCCCGCAUGUAUGUCCAGUGUAUGAGUGACUACAACACCAUCCAGGACAGUUAUAAUAUGAAAUAUAAAGGCCUAAUAAAACAACAGUAUGCUAUAACUAAUCGGUCGGUGACCGAUACUGAGCUGGAUGAAAUGCUAGAUAGUGGUAAUUUACACGUUUUUGUCGAGGGAUUCCUAUCAGACAAACAACAGGCCAAACAAAUGCUUCGGGAUAUUGAGGCCCGACAUCGGGAUAUCAUAAGACUCGAGAAGAUAACUGACCAGGGCGAAAUAAUGGACAGAAUCGAGGAACAGGUAAUUAGAUCCAAAGAAUAUGUAGAAAAGGCUAACUUGGAGAUAGAGACCGCUCGCAAACAUAAGGGAAAUGCCUAUAAAUACCGAAUUAUAUGUCUGGCCAUCAUUGUGGCUAUUAUUAAAUAA
Molecule: messenger RNA, 1086 nt
Organism: Oppiella nova
Lineage: Eukaryota; Metazoa; Arthropoda; Arachnida; Sarcoptiformes; Oppiidae
Source: the annotation of a GenBank genome assembly